This is a messenger RNA of Sinocyclocheilus grahami, 344 nucleotides long. RefSeq names its product glycogen [starch] synthase, liver-like. The transcript is spliced from 2 exons. Gene Ontology annotation, biological process: glycogen biosynthetic process. NCBI's taxonomy places the organism in Eukaryota, Metazoa, Chordata, Actinopteri, Cypriniformes, Cyprinidae. Gene Ontology annotation, molecular function: alpha-1,4-glucan glucosyltransferase (UDP-glucose donor) activity. The record is from RefSeq and is a predicted model, not a curated record. Gene Ontology annotation, cellular component: cytoplasm. The annotation marks the transcript as partial.
GUGCACUUUGGCCGCUGGUUAAUUGAGGGUAGCCCAUACGUCAUCCUCUUUGAUAUUGGGGCAGCUGCCUGGAACCUGGACCGCUGGAAGGGGGAUCUGUGGAACGCGUGCAGUAUCGGGCUGCCCUAUCAUGACAGAGAGGCCAACAACUCGCUCAUCUUUGGUUCUCUUGUGGCCUGGUUCUUCAAGGAGUUAACAGACCAACUACAGGACAAGCCCAAUGUAAUUGCUCAUUUCCAUGAGUGGCAGGCUGGGACAGGACUUCUACUAAGCCACUCCCGAAAGAUUCCCUUGGCAACCAUUUUUACCAUGGCAAUGCAGACUUCUACAACAACCUGGACAAG